AGCAAUGAUGUCAUGGCGUCAUCAAAAGAUCAGAGCGCUUCUUCAGCAUACGGUCAGAGCUCAGUGCCUUUUCUGCUCACAGGUAGUAGGGGAUGUCAUUGUAUAGUAAAUGCAUUAUAUGCUGUUUUUUAAAAUUAAUAACUACUGCUGGAUGCCUUUCUUCUGCAUCCUUUCGCAUCCACAAAGGAAGUGAAAUAAACAUUUUUAUGCACGUGGCCCGGCUUUUCCCAGGUAGUGUGAAAGGGGCUAGUUCAUUGGACACGGACGCCUUUCGGCAAAUCAAUUCUUCUGUUAGCUGCCAAUUUUGUGGGGGAUCUCCGUGUGAAAGGGACUGAGGUGAGCCUGCCACUCCUCAAAAGACACGAUUGCUCUGCGGAAUUGGCUGAAGCACGAGAUGAAGUCUACCCUGAAAUUUUACCGCUUUGGACAGGGGUGUCCGAACCUUUCUCCGCAUACAGAACAAUGCAUGUGUUUGUUCAUCGAACACAUGAAAAUCAACCCCAAGUCAUUCAAGACAUGCUAAACAGUAAGUAGCAUUAAUUUAAAAAAAAAAAACCCUACACGUCAGCUUUGUGCUAUGUUAGCAUGAUAGUUUCAAAACUGCAACUGUUUGCUCAUCAAAUCACAUACACAUAAAAAAACGAGCUGAGGGCCUUUGGAAGCUCCUGUAUUAGGAGGUCGUAUAGGUGUAAAGUUUCACGCCGCUCAUGCAGUCUGACAUUUUAUCCCAGUUUGCUGGUGUUCUGUGUGAAACUCACAGGACAAUAAUGCAAUAUCUGUGUGAAAGGCUAUAGGUCAGUCUGCCACCCCUCAGACUAACGAUCCGUAUAUAAGUACCGAUGCAAAGGGUAGAGUCGGUAUUGGAUCGAUACUAGCGUGGUGAGGUCGAUAUUUUCAAUUAAUUUCACCGUGUUUUUUCCUCUGUUGUUCAUUUAACCUUUAUUUAACCAGAUAAAAACCCAUUGAGAUCAGGAUCUCUUUUACAAGGGUGACCUGGCCAAGAGGUCAGCAGCACACGUCACAAGUGAUAAAAUAUACAGAUCUAAAAGAUUACAAAGUAUGUAUGUUCAUAUAUAUUGUAUGUAAAGUGCAGGUGAUUAGUGAUACAAUACAUAAAAACGCUAUUUAAAACAAAGGCACUGUUCUGUGGUCUGACGCUCUGUUCAUAUUGUCACGUUGUUGCAUGUUGCGGACACGAGAGGGAUUGGGGGCAAAGAAAAAUACCUGAAGAUAGUAAAUAGCCUACUAUUUUGUUGAUAUUGUGAUUUAUUUACAUAUUGUUAAAUUGUUCACGAAUAUGUUUGUUUAUACAGUAUAUAUAUGUUUUGCUUGCCUAACAUUGCUGUUGACUGUGAUUCAUUCUGAUUAUAAUCACGAUCAACAAACUAAAGGCAAAGUGGCCAAAUUAUUCAACGAGCUUGACAAAUUUCAAGUUGAAAAGCAUUGUUAUCGGUAAUACCGGCGAUGUAGUUACUUAGUAUCGGAUCGUUACCAUUUGCAGCAUCGCCCACCUCUGCUACGUAGGCGGCAGCACGUGACCGGCCCCGACCGUGACGUAAUUAAUUAAUUGCUCGCACCUGCGCUGCGUGGCAGGUGAUGUUUACAAAGCUAGGCGCGCGCACGUGAAAAGCCGCGCUCAUGCCACGCGCACGGCCGGGGAGGAGUGAGUGACAGCCAGGGCAGCGCCUUCAAAACAAAAAGACACUCCUCUCCGACUUCCUGUCUUUCUUUCUUUUUUUUUUUUUUUUUUUUUUUUUUACACACUUUUAACGGCUGGAAGGAAAGACAAGCGCAGCAGCUCUCCCGGCUCCAGGAUGACUGCGGCCGCCCGAGAAGCGUCGACGAGCCGGCUGGAGAGGAGCAGCCAUACGGCCUUCAUCCACAACAACACCCUGCACGUAUGGGGAGGCUACCAGGUCAUCGCCGGUGAGGACGUCGUCCUGCCCAGUGAUGAGAUCUGGAUCUGUGACUUAGACAGCGGCAUGUGGGAGCGGCGGGAGAUGAGCGGCGAGGUGCCCCGUGACCUGAUGGGCUUCUGCGGCUCAUACGUGAACGGCUCGCUGUACGUCUUUGCAGGAUGCGACCAACAAGGCUACAGCAACAAAAUGUUCAGCGUGGACCUCAUGCAGCAGUGCUAUCUGUGGAAGAAGGUGCCUGCUUCCAAAGGAACGCCGCCCUCGCCCAGGACCAAGCACAGCUGCUGGGUGCAUGGAGAUCGGUUGAUCUACUUUGGGGGCUACGGAUGCAAGACCAUCUUGGAGGUGAGGAACGCGACGUUGUCAACCUUCGUCAUUGAAGAGAUGUCCUGGACGACCAUCGGUGACACGUUAUUUCGGUGCUGGGGCUGGAACAACGAGGUCAACGUGUUCGACACACACACGACGACGUGGAGCGUCCCCGAGACUCAGGGCCCUGUGCCAACCCACCGAGGCUGCCACGCCAGCGCCGUGGUGGGGAGCAAAGGCUACGUGUGUGGCGGCGUGGAAAGUGCAGACUUGGACCUCUUCUGCUUGGACCUGGACAAAUGGACCUGGACUCAAUUUAACGUCUCGCCAUGCUGCGCGCCGUUGGGCCGCUCCAUGCACACCAUGACGCCCACCUCCGACCACACCCUCUUCGUGUUCGGCGGUCUGGGCGCGGAUGGAAGCACCCUCAAUGACGCCUGGCAGUUCGACACGCUCCGGAGAGAGUGGAGCAAGAUGACGCACCCGCACAAGGACAAGCCCAGGGUGUGUCACAGCGCCUGCCUGGGAAGCGAGAGCGAUGUCGUCGUCUUUGGGGGAAGCAGCAACCUGCGCAUCCUCAUGGAUUCCGUAGCAGUGCUGAGGGCUCCGUCGCAGCAUCACUGCCGAGAUGUGUUCAUCUUCCAGACGCAGCCGUACUCCCUCUUCAGGCUGUGCGAGGACUUCCUGGGGAGAAACGCGGCGCUGCUGGGCCGACGUCUGGCGUGGCUGCCGACCAAGCUGCGCGGCAAAGUGGAGAAGAGGGUCGCCUUCUUCUCGCUGCCGUCGCCUUGAAGGGGAGCAACUUUUAAACAUGUUUAUGAGGGUAUAAAAAAACAAAUAUGGUGCUUAAGAUUUAUCCGUUUUUGUUUUAAACUAAAGUAAAAGUUGUCUUAUUUUAAUGUAAAUGUGAUAGUUUUAUCUCCAAAUGUUUUCACCUGAUUUUGAAUAAAGUUGAUUUGCUUGUA
Messenger RNA from Dunckerocampus dactyliophorus (ringed pipefish), 3190 nucleotides. RefSeq names its product kelch domain-containing protein 1-like. Gene Ontology annotation, molecular function: protein binding. NCBI's taxonomy places the organism in Eukaryota, Metazoa, Chordata, Actinopteri, Syngnathiformes, Syngnathidae. The coding region runs from base 1815 to 3017 and encodes 400 amino acids. The record is from RefSeq and is a predicted model, not a curated record. The transcript is spliced from 13 exons.